ACAUGGCUGCAAAGUCGGACGGGACGGGAGUGACGGCGUUCGCCUCCUCGCAGAAUUUAGGUCAACGCCCAGCCGAGAGCGAGGAGAGGAGCCCGGCGGCGGCCCUUGGAGCCCCGGUGCCGGGCGAGCAGGACUCCAGCUGCUGCCACAGCUCGUGUGUGCACUCGGUGAUCCGCCAGCGCCAGGAGUACUCGCUGGCCGACUGCUGCUGGGUGUUGGGUGCGCUGCUUGUCUUCUUCUCGGACGGGGCCACCGACGUCUGGCUGGCCGUGGACUAUUACUUCCAAGGGGACUUCUGGUGGUUCGGGCUGACGCUUAUUUUUGUGGUGGUGCCUUCUCUGGUGGUGCAGGUGUUGAGUUUCAGGUGGUUCGUCUAUGACUAUUCGAGCGGUAGCAGCGCCCGUGCCCGGACGGCAGCGGGAGGUGAAGCUGCCGCCACCGAGGAGGCAGCCGAUCAUUUCAGCACCAAGGAGAGCGAAGCGAAGCGGCGCCGGGAUGCGGUCGCUUCGCCUUGUUGCCGGUUGUGUAUGUGGUUCUUCCAGUCUCUCGUUCACAUCCUGCAGCUCGGACAGGUCUGGAGGUAUCUCAGAGCCAUGUAUCUUGGAAUUCAGAGCCGCUGGCACAGAGAACACGAACGCCGGCACUUCUACUGGAGGAUGAUGUUUGAGAGUGCUGAUAUAAACAUGUUACGCCUGCUGGAAACCUUUCUUAAAAGUGCACCUCAGCUUGUACUGCAGCUAAGUAUUAUGGUGCAGAGAAACCAUAUUGGGAGUUUGCUCCCAGGUCUGUCGGCAGCUGCAUCACUUCUGUCCCUUGCAUGGAUGAUAGGUUCUUACCAGAAGAUACUUCGGGACUCCCGGGAUGAUAAAAUGCCCAUGACAUAUAAGGCUGCUAUUACACAGAUUCUCUGGCACCUCUUCACCAUUGCUGCUCGAGUAAUUGCAUUUUCCUUGUUUGCCUCCGUUUUCCAACUCUACUUUGGAAUCUUUAUUGUCAGUCACUGGUGCAUCAUGACCUUCUGGAUAAUUCAUGGGGAAACAGACUUCUGUAUGUCGAAGUGGGAGGAAAUCAUUUAUAACAUGGUUGUCGGAAUUAUUUACAUUUUCUGUUGGUUUAAUGUUAAGGAAGGGAGGACUCGGUGUCGAAUGUUCAUUUACUACUUCAUUACCUUUUGUGAAAAUGCUGCCUUGACUGUGCUGUGGUACUUGUACAGAGAUUCCCGUACUACAGACUUUGAAGCCUUAAUCAUAGUGUGUGUAGUGUUUAGUAGUUUUGCCCUUGGAAUAUUCUUCAUGUUUAUAUAUUAUGGUGCUUUGCACCCAAAUGGACCAAUGUUUGGUUCACAAGGAGGGUGUAUAGACGGCAGAGAACGAGACACUGCUACACACAUACCUGCGCAGGUUGUAACAAGUCCACCCCGAGCGAUGACCCAGUGCCGGACUACAGCGGGUGAGCAAGUGCCAUCUGAUCGCGACAGUUGCAUGCCUGUUUUUCAGGUAAGGCCCACUGUCUCCCCAACACCAGUGCCGCGCACACUGCGAACAGAAGGGCCUGUUAUCAGGAUUGACUUGCCCAGAAAACGGUAUCCUGCCUGGGAUGCGCAUUUUAUCGACAGACGACUGCGCAAAACCAUCCUGGCCUUGGAAUACACCUCGCCUGCCACUCCAUGCCUCCAGUACAGAAACAUUAGCUUUACACAGGAAGUACUGGAAUAUGAAACCACUGUGUAG
This is a messenger RNA of Hypanus sabinus (Atlantic stingray), 1730 nucleotides long. Its product is annotated as XK-related protein 7-like. NCBI's taxonomy places the organism in Eukaryota, Metazoa, Chordata, Chondrichthyes, Myliobatiformes, Dasyatidae. Bases 3 to 1730 code for a protein of 575 amino acids. Gene Ontology annotation, biological process: apoptotic process involved in development; phosphatidylserine exposure on apoptotic cell surface; engulfment of apoptotic cell. Gene Ontology annotation, cellular component: plasma membrane. The record is from RefSeq and is a predicted model, not a curated record. The transcript is spliced from 3 exons.